AUGGUUUUCACAUCUGCUUUUGACGUUAAAAAUCCAACAGUUCAGUUAAAUGAGACUGAGCAGAAGAUCUCGCAAUUGUUGAAAGAUUUCAGUAACGAUUAUAACUCUCAAAAUGAUGGUGAAAAGCUCGAGCUGAGAAUCACCGGUGGUUGGGUUAGAGACAAAUUACUAGGUGAUGAAAGUAAUGAUUUGGAUAUUGCCAUUAACAAGUUGACUGGUGAAGAAUUUGGUGAAAACUUGAGACAGUUUUUGAUUGAUAAUUUUGACACUUAUCAGAUUUCUCCAAAGAACGUUCAUAAGAUUGACAAAAAUCCAGCCAAGUCGAAACAUUUAGAAACUGCCACAACAAAACUAUAUGGCUUGGAUGUUGAUUUUGUUAAUUUAAGAAGUGAAGAAUAUACAGAAGAUAGCAGAAUCCCAAUCAUCAAAUAUGGUACACCACAAGAAGAUGCUUUGAGAAGAGAUGCGACUUUGAAUGCCUUAUUUUACAACAUACAAAAAGAUCAAGUUGAGGAUUUAACUGAACGUGGGCUAGAAGAUUUGAGAGAUGGUGUUUUAAGAACUCCAUUAAAACCAUUGAAAACAUUCUUGGAUGAUCCUUUGAGAGUUUUAAGAUUGAUUAGAUUUGCAAGCAGGUUUGGAUUUUCAAUUGAAGAGGAAACUUUCAAUGCUAUGAAGGAAGAAUCUAUUAAAGCUGCAUUGAUACAUAAGAUUAGUAGAGAAAGGGUUGGUGUUGAAAUUGAAAAGACAUUACAAGGGAAAAAUCCAGUAUACGGCUUAGAGCUAAUCAAUGAACUCAAGCUAAUGAGAUCCAUUUUCAAUUUCGGUCCUUUCGAAGAUGUUAUUUGCGGGGGUAAUGAUAAAUCUCAAGUUGAUAGUAUAUUUGGUGAAGUUGAAAAGCAAGCUUCAAACUCCAUUGCAGUUGUUAAAAACUUCCAAAGUGAAACUAAAUUGGACUCGGUAUUCAAUAAUGUCAUUCAAGAUAAAGAACUCAAGAUGUUAUUCUGGCUAUCAAUCAUUCUAAGACCAUGGAGAAAUACUAAAGUCCAUGUUAAAAAGCCUAUUUUUGCAACAGAGAUUAUCAUCAAGGAAGGUGUGAAAUUAUCCAAGUUAGAUGCUGAUGUUGUCACCAAACUUGUUUCCACCUCUGAAGAAUACCAAUCAGUUGUUAAUCAAUUGCCAGGUUUCAAAAGAUCCACUAUUGGUGUGUUGUUGAAGCAAUAUGGUGAAAAUUUGAAUUUAUCAAUAAUGUUUAAUUUCUUUGAUGAAUUAAUCAAAACAAAUGAUACUGAAUCCACUAUUUCCAAAUAUGAAUCAUUCUACCAUGUUAUUUUGAAAGAAAAUUUACAAGAUUCGUACAAGUUGAAACCAAUUGUGGAUGGUAAGACUUUGAUCAAGAAAUUGAAUACAAAACCAGGACCAUGGAUGAGUAAAAUCACUGAAGAAAUCAUGGUUUGGCAAUUGGAUAAUCCAGAAAAAUCACAAGAGGAUUGUAUAUCAUUUGUUGCCUCAAUUCUUGAACAACAAAAAUGA
Messenger RNA from Hansenula anomala, 1533 nucleotides. It is a transcript of the gene CCA1, whose product is annotated as tRNA adenylyltransferase. Lineage: Eukaryota; Fungi; Ascomycota; Saccharomycetes; Phaffomycetales; Wickerhamomycetaceae. The record is from RefSeq and is a predicted model, not a curated record. Bases 1 to 1533 code for a protein of 510 amino acids. The transcript has a single exon. Gene Ontology annotation, biological process: tRNA 3'-terminal CCA addition. Gene Ontology annotation, molecular function: RNA binding; ATP:3'-cytidine-cytidine-tRNA adenylyltransferase activity.